UCUUGCCAUCCAACAACGACGACCUCUCCCUCCGCCGCGUCCAGGCGACACCGCAGACCUAACAUGAGCAACGUCGACGAUUCGCUAUCUAGUCCAGAACGAUCGCCGCCUGUGAAGGUGAAGUACAGUGCGCGCCGGAAGAGGAGACAGAAUGUAGCGAAUGAGGAAGCCGAGGAGUCUCCGGCUGAGGAGACAAAGAAUGAGGGCGAAGAAGAGGUCGCUGCAAGCCCCGAGAAGCCUGCAUCCACUGACGCGGAGGUAUCCACAAAGAAGCGUGCACCAAAGAAGAUUGAUGUAGUUCUGCGAGGGCCCUCUCCCACUCGAGGCCGCCAGGAUUCGCCCGCUACAAACAAGAGACCUCCAAGCAGAGCCAGGAAGGCACCGCACUCGCGGGCGGGGUCGGUGGCAUCCAUUGCUCAAGAAGACGGGGAUACCUCCCCAGUAAAGGGCAAGCCUCUAUCCGCGGUUGGCGCCAAGGCUUUCCAGACACCUGCAAGACGCGCCCGAUCACCAGAUAGUGUUGCCGACGAUCAGUCCGUCUUGGGAGAGUCGUCGAAAUCGGCGCGUGCAAGGAAGACCGAAGCCGAGCGCAUCGAGUUCCUCCAGAAUGAUCCGCUCACGGAAGAGGUGGAGGCACAUCGUGUGUUCUGCAAGGAGUGUCAGGAAUGGGUCGAUUUGGCCCCGAAGCGGAAGUACGUGAUGCAGAACUGGGUGACGCACCGCAAACAGAAACACAAACAACGCGGCAACCCUGACAAACACGACACCUCGGAUCUCAAGUCUGAGGUUGCAGCCGACGAGGACGACGGUCACGUUGAAGAUGAUAACGCAUCUGUAGCCGCAUCCUCGGUGGCACCGUUGGAGACGCCUCGGAGCGAGAAGUCGUCACGAGAACGUCCCAGCAACCGCAUUACCGCUAUGCAGCGCAAGCUCUCGCUGGUGAAUGACCCGCAAGUGAGAAAGCUGACAGAUCAGAUUGUCGAAUGCGCGGUAUGCCGCGCUGAAGUGACGGUGAAGGGCCAGGUGGACUACGAUCUCGCCCGAUGGGAGGGACACAAGGCUACGUGCACCAAAUCGACUCCCCGCCCCGCGACUUCGUCCGACCAGGCCGGUGCAGCCAAGGUGCCGCCGGGGGCAGCACUACAAUCACCGCCCUCGGUGGCUUCGACGGAUGCAACCGCAGUGGGGUCCGACCCUUCGCCGUCGCGUGGCCAGAAGAGGCCUCGUGAUGAGGACGAGGAGGAUUCAGACCAGAAGCGUUCUGUGCGCCCCCGAUCUGCAUUCUACGAGGCACCGGAGGGGGACUCGCCAGGCUUUUUGGACUGGGUGACGCUGCCGUUCCGCUCGUUUGUGCGUGGUUUCCGUGAAGGACUAUCAUCGGGAUAGAGUAGGAUAUUCUCGACGUCCGCUCCUAUCGCCAUAUCGCAUCGCCUCGCUCUUGACUAAUUACUACCCCGCCACACUCGUUAUCGCCUGCUUGCUGAGUCGCUCGCUUGUCCCCCCGUUGCCUGACGGUUCCCCUGCAUGUCUCUCGCUGCUGUGUUAUCUGCUUCCGUGUAUCUAGUCCGAAUCUAUCGCGCCGUUUUAUCGAGCA
Messenger RNA from Rhodofomes roseus, 1594 nucleotides. RefSeq lists its product as uncharacterized. The transcript has 9 exons. Lineage: Eukaryota; Fungi; Basidiomycota; Agaricomycetes; Polyporales; Fomitopsidaceae. The coding region runs from base 64 to 1386 and encodes 440 amino acids. The record is from RefSeq and is a predicted model, not a curated record.